This is a messenger RNA of Suillus fuscotomentosus, 457 nucleotides long. RefSeq lists its product as uncharacterized. Gene Ontology annotation, molecular function: DNA helicase activity. The record is from RefSeq and is a predicted model, not a curated record. Lineage: Eukaryota; Fungi; Basidiomycota; Agaricomycetes; Boletales; Suillaceae. Bases 108 to 347 code for a protein of 79 amino acids. The transcript has 2 exons. Gene Ontology annotation, biological process: DNA repair; telomere maintenance.
UCGCAGACAAGCUCAGCAGGCUAAUGUGAGGCAAGCUGCUCAAGAAGCCAAAGAAGAAGCUCAUUGAAAGAGAAAGGCUCGCCAUCUUGAUCGAGAAAAGUCAGCAGAUGAUGCAAGUUCUUCGAUGCAGUGUGCUGUGCGCAACAGCACACAGACGUGGUCGCACGGCUCAUUACAUGUUUGGUAUCCCAAUCACCAAUGAGAGCAUGGACAUCCAUUCCACUAUCCACCUGUUCUCGCCAAGAGCAGAUCUCAUUUGGAAUGCAACUGCUAUCAUCUGGGAUGAAUUACUGAUGGCAAAAAAGCGGCAUGGGAGUGCGUGGACCAGCAUUGUCGACGCAUCAUGAACAUCUACAACAAACCUUUCGGAGGGAUUCCUGUGAUAGGACUGGGAGACUUUCGACAAGUAGGUCGAACAUUGUGGUCAGCGUUGAAUGAGGAAAGGGAGACUGCGAAC